Messenger RNA from Cyprinodon tularosa, 3311 nucleotides. It is a transcript of the gene sox5, whose product is annotated as SRY-box transcription factor 5. Gene Ontology annotation, cellular component: nucleus. Bases 239 to 2608 code for a protein of 789 amino acids. The record is from RefSeq and is a predicted model, not a curated record. NCBI's taxonomy places the organism in Eukaryota, Metazoa, Chordata, Actinopteri, Cyprinodontiformes, Cyprinodontidae. The transcript has 16 exons. Gene Ontology annotation, biological process: cell fate commitment; positive regulation of chondrocyte differentiation; regulation of transcription by RNA polymerase II. Gene Ontology annotation, molecular function: DNA-binding transcription factor activity, RNA polymerase II-specific; RNA polymerase II cis-regulatory region sequence-specific DNA binding.
CUCUGCCUCUGUCGCUUUAAGAGCUGAGCCCAGAUCUCACAGCUUACAGCGAGGGAGGGAGAAGAGGAGGGACAGAGGCUGAGAGAGAGACAGAGAGGGAGGGUGUGAGGCUGGAAGUGUGUGAGAAGAGAGAGAGAGAGAAACAGCAGUGUGUGUGAGAGGUUGAAGGAUCACUUCAAUCCCGUCUUGUUUUGGGGGAGACUAACCUUGUUCAUCUGAAGCAUUGUCGGACUGUUUUAUGUUGUUGUUGUCGAGAGAGACGGACCCUUACUCCAGCAUGCUCACUGAGCCUGAGCUACCUCAGGAGUGUAACAGGAUGUCUUCCAAGCGACCAGCCUCUCCAUAUGGGGGGACAGAUGGAGAGGUAACCAUGGCAACCAGCAGACAGCGAGUGGAGGACGAGGAGAGCGAGGGACUGGGCGGUGUCAUCCACCUCCCUCUGGCCUCCUACUGCGGAAAGGUGUCUCCUCGCUCGCCCCCCAGCCGCCACUUGGACAGCCCCCCCAGCACGGAGCAUGAGGGCAUGAAGGGGAGCUCCCUGAGCCCUUACCCACAGCAUAAUGCUACCUCACCAGGCAAAGAGGAGAGCGGAGGUGGGGGGCGCCCCUGCAGCGAUGGGGGCACGGCGACCGGUACCCUGGGGACCCCUGAGAGACGCAAGGGCAGCCUGGCAGAUGUUGUGGACACACUGAAACAGCGCAAGAUGGAAGAACUGAUCAAAAACGAGCCAGAAGAGCCCCCCAGCAUUGAGAGGCUGUUGUCAAAGGACUGGAAGGAUAAACUUUUGGCCAUGGGCUCAGGGCACAUCGGAGAAAUUAAAGGUACCCCAGACAGCCUGGCGGAGAAGGAGCGCCAGCUCAUGGGCAUGAUUGGCCAGUUGAGCAGCCUGAGGGAGCAGCUUCUGGCGGCGCACGAGGAGCAGAAGAAGCUGGCCGCCUCACAAAUGGAGAAGCAGAGGCAGCAGAUGGAGCUGGCCAAGCAGCAGCAGGACCAGAUUGCCCGGCAACAGCAGCAGCUCCUGCAGCAGCAACACAAAAUCAACCUCCUGCAGCAACAAAUCCAGCAGGUCCAGGGCCAACUCCCUCCACUGAUGAUUCCAGUGUUUCCUCCUGACCAGCGGACUCUGGCCGCCGCCGCAGCCCAGCAGGGCUUUUUGAUGCCCCCCGGGUUCAACUACAAGCCUGGCUGCAGUGACCCUUACCCUCUCCAGCUCAUCCCCACAACAAUGGCUGCCGCUGCCGCCGCCACGCCGGGCCUGGGUCCCCUGCAGCUCCAACAGUUGUAUGCAGCUCAGCUGGCGGCCAUGCAGGUUUCCCCGGGAGCGAAGCAGCACAGUGGCAGCCUCGCGCCACAAUCCAACCUGGGCGCACACUCCCCACCCACAAACUCGCAUCCACAGGGGGACAAGAACCGCAAUUCGCCAUCCUCACACAAGAACAAGGACAGUGAGGGUGCACAGCCACUGAACCUGUCGGCCAAGCCUAAGGCAUCCGAGAGCAAGUCACCCAACUCCCCCCCAACUUCCCCACAGGUUCCCGCUGCUGCUGCCGCCACCACCAAGCUGGGUCCCGCUGGCUCCCUGAAGCACAGUGCAGUGCCCUCCAGCAUCGGAGCGCCGCCGACCAGAGUCAGCUCAAUAGCAGACUUGCUGUCUUCGCUGUCCUCAACAGCCUACCUGAACGACCACGAGGCGGUAAGCAAGGCCUUCGCCGAGGCCCGGCAGAUGAAGGAGCAGCUGAAGGGGGAGCAGCAGGCCCUCGACGCCAAGCUGGCCUCCGUCAGCAACCUCAGCCUCAACAACGGACGCUCAGACAAGGAGAAAGCUGCCUUGGAGAGUUUGAGUCAGCAGCUGAAGCAGCAGGCCGACGACAAGUUUAGCCACGCCAUGCUGGACUUCACCAUGAGUGGAGACUCUGACGGGUCCCCCAGCGUGUCAGACUCCAGAAUAUUUCGGGAAACCCGCGGCCGGAACAACAACGAGCCGCACAUCAAGCGGCCGAUGAACGCCUUCAUGGUUUGGGCCAAAGACGAGAGGCGGAAGAUCCUCCAGGCGUUCCCAGACAUGCACAACUCCAACAUCAGCAAGAUUCUCGGCUCGAGGUGGAAAGCCAUGACCAACCUGGAGAAGCAGCCGUACUACGAGGAGCAGGCUCGCCUCAGCAAACAACAUCUGGAGAAAUACCCGGACUACAAGUAUAAACCUCGGCCCAAACGCACCUGCCUGGUGGACGGCAAGAAGCUGCGCAUCGGCGAGUACAAGGCCAUCAUGAGGUCCCGCAGGCAGGAGAUGAGACAAUACUUCAGCGUAGGGCAGCAGGGCCAGCUGCCCUUAUCCUCAGCAGGCAUGGUCUACCCAGGUGCCCUUUCCAUGGCAGGGAUGCCCUCCCCCCAGAUGCCCUCAGAGCACUCGAGCAUGUCCAGCAGCCCCGAGCCCAACGCCAACCACCAGAACCCCCACAUGCCUGAAGGACUGAAGGGGGAUGAGCCACGGAUCAAGGAGGAAGAACUGCGGCUAGACGACAGCAACGGUGAUGUGUACGACGAUUUCGACUACGAGGACGAAGAGGCCGACUACACCAGCGAUAACGAGAACCACAUCACCCAUUAAGGGGGCGCCAGUGACUGCUGGUAAAUCUUUAAGGAUUCUAAACUCAUCAGUCAGGAAGAGGAGUUUGUAUUUUGCCAAUCACCUCAAGUUUAAAAAAUAAAAACACCUCCCACCCUCUCUUCUCCUGGCUAACAUGGACUCUCUGACCAGAGCCAAACCCCCUCUCCUCCCACUGGAGUCCUGAUACCAGCAUCGGAUCAAUUAAUGGAAGCACAGGACCUGUCACUCACACUGACUGUUACACAUGCUGGAGUAUGGGAGGAAGCCAGUUUAAAGCUCACUGAGGAAUAUUCAAGUACUACUGCAAGAGUGUAAUGCCACAAGUGAGGAGACAUUUAUAAAAAUCAACCCUUUUCGCUCCUAUUUGGAGAAAAGGAGACAUUUUAAACUGAAACACUAAACAGCGGACCUGUCAAAAGGCUAACAGAAGACACUUUAGGAUGGCGGACCUGUUUAUUAUCAAGAGACACUUUUAAGAAACAGCUUUUUUUGUUCUUUGGUUCUAUAAUAUUCUCACUCAGGUACACGGUGCCAAUAAGUGGCUUGUGAAUGUGAUUUGUUGUUUUUGUGCUACAAGUUUGGAUAAUAAUAGAAAAAAGAGACUUCUUUUUUCCCCUUUUGUUGUAAAGCACCUAAAACACAUCAGACCUUUAUUUUUAACUGAAUCUCCAGCCUUGCAGCGUGCUGUCGGCGCCUCCACCUG